Arabis nemorensis is the source of this 294-nucleotide messenger RNA. Lineage: Eukaryota; Viridiplantae; Streptophyta; Magnoliopsida; Brassicales; Brassicaceae. The record is from the annotation of a GenBank genome assembly.
AUGGUUCAAGAUAAGGUUGGAUCAAACGCGGAGGACUUACCCCGUGAUGACAUGAACCUUAUCGUGCUUAACCAUGUUCCAACAAAAAAAGAACGUAAGUUCGGGGUUGGUCGGCUUCCGGAACUAGACCAAGCAACAUCUUCUUGUUCUUACAACCUUACGCAUCUUGAAGAAGAAAUUGAGAGAUCCAACGAGGAGAGAGCAGAGCGAGAGAGGAAGGACAAGGAAAACGAAGACUUCCGAGCACGGUUGAAGGCGUUUCUCGAGACGGCUUAUCCGGGACAAGAUUUUUAG